This is a messenger RNA of Lingula anatina, 1234 nucleotides long. RefSeq names its product glycine receptor subunit alphaZ1. NCBI's taxonomy places the organism in Eukaryota, Metazoa, Brachiopoda, Lingulata, Lingulida, Lingulidae. The record is from RefSeq and is a predicted model, not a curated record. Gene Ontology annotation, molecular function: extracellular ligand-gated monoatomic ion channel activity; transmembrane signaling receptor activity. Gene Ontology annotation, biological process: monoatomic ion transmembrane transport. Gene Ontology annotation, cellular component: membrane.
AUUAUACGUGCGUAUUGCUACCGGCACCUUCAUUUGUUAGUAAUGUGGAAUCAUUAUUUUGCACUGUGUUUUCUUAUUGCUGUACAAUGUUGUAUUACUUCAAUAGGGAGUAGCAAUGUAAGGUCAGAGAUACUAUCCCAGAUGAUGGAGGGUUAUGAUAACACAAUGCAACCCACGAUCGAUGUCGAUGAGCCCACCGUUAUUGGAAUGCAAUUGUCCAUCAACCGUAUAAACUCCGUGGACGAAAUUCAAAUGGAUAUAACUUUGGACCUUGUCCUAGAGCGAAAUUGGGAAGACCACAGGCUCAAGUUCGACGGUAGUCGGAUCAACAGAACUUACAUGGAUAUGGACCCCAGACACGCCGGGUUUAUCUGGAUACCGGAUCUGUUUAUCCGAAACGAGAAGUCGGCAGAAUGGCAUUCCGUAACAAUACCCAACCGCAUGUUACGUCUCUAUGAAAAUGGCUCGGUAAUGUUUAUUUCCAGAAUCACUGUUACUGCAGCCUGCCCAAUGGACCUAUUUAUGUUCCCGUUUGAUACCCAGAAAUGCCCACUUAUUCUGCAAAGUUAUGCAUUCACGGAUGAGGAAAUGCAGUAUGAGUGGACAGAGGAACAGCUUGAUGACAGGCGUCACGUAAAACUGUCACACUUUGACAUUACGGAUGUCAAGUUUACAAAAUGUGCGACAAAUUUAAGGGGAAAUGAAUACUUUAAUGAGGGCCGUCGCCCGUGUCUCCAAGCAGAAUUUGUCUUGCAGAGGGACGUGGGAUACUACGUCCUAGAGGUGUAUAUACCUAGUAUGGUCCUGGUCAGUAUGUCUUGGAUAGCUUUCUGGAUCAGCAAGAACUCUCCCCCGGCCAGAGUGACCAUAGGCUUGACCUCGGUGCUGACCAUGGCGACAAUGAUGGCCAGCUUAAACUCCCAUCUUCCUAAGUCGUCCAUGCUGAAGGCCAUAGACGUGUGGCUGAAUGGUUGCCUGACCUUCGUUUUCUCAGCAUUCCUGGAGUAUGCUAUGGUCAGUGUCCAGAUAGCGAGUACCGAGAAAAGAAAAAUUGACAAGAUUGAGACAGAAGAAAGUGAAUGUAGACACAGUUAUGAGGAACACCAAGUGAGUUGAACUUUAACGACUGUAGACACACUGAUAACAUUGUGAAAAGAAUGAGCUUUAAAGCAAUUUAAUACAGUUAAGAAAUAAAGUACAUCUAAAUUAUAUUCAGAAAAAAAGUAAGUUCCAC